GUUUGACGUUUACCUGCUGAUUCAUUCGCAAAAGUUCGAAAACCGUAAACAAAAGAUUGGAGAUUCCAUCUAAAUUUUCUCUAAUUUAAAUUGUUCGCAUAAAAAAGUGAUAAAAGUAUCGUUACUCAGCAUUUUAUAGCUUUGGUAUAAAAAUUUACCAAUAAACGAACACGUUCCUCAGGAUGCAGGAGAAUCGUCCGGAACUGUUCGAGGAAGUCAAGCUGUACCGCCAUGCUCGGGAACGGGAAAAGUACGACAAUAUGGCCGAUCUGUUCGCUCUGGUAUCGACGCUACAGAAUCUCGAAAAGGCUUACAUCCGGGACUGUGUGACCCCGCAGGAAUACACGGCAGCCUGCUCGAAGCUGCUGGUCCAGUACAAAGUGGCCUUCAAGCUGGUACAGGGUGACGAGUACCCUACGAUUGAGGCGUUUGUUAAAAAAUUCCGACUGGAUUGUCCGGCCGCGCUGGAACGAAUCCGGGAGGACCGCCCCAUUACGAUUCGAGACGACAAAGGGAAUACUAGCAAGUGCAUUGCCGAUAUUGUUUCCAUGUUCAUCACACUGAUGGACAAACUAAGGCUGGAAAUCAGAGCCAUGGAUGACCUACAACCGGAGUUGCGUGAUUUGCUAGACACGAUGAAUCGACUGUCGCUGAUCCCGGACAGUUUUGAAGGCAAGGAAAAGGUGUCAACCUGGUUGGCCACUCUGAACUCAAUGCAGGCCUCGGAUGAGCUAUCAGAAACGCAGGUGCGGCAAUUGUUGUUCGAUCUGGAAUCGUCGUAUGCGGCUUUUAACAAUCUGCUCCAUGCGACCUGAGCUUGAUGCUUAUGCCUAAUCGAUCCGACCUGGGAGGACACCAAAUCAAGUUACUGAUUGUGUUGGAAUUAUGUUCUAUAAUGGAAGCCGGAAGUGUUUUAACACACUUGUCUGAAAUAAGGAAUAAAAGCUAAGAGAUUGAUGCCUAUAUUAUAAUAUUUUAAACCGUAAAAUAUAUCGUUUAAAGCGUA
Molecule: messenger RNA, 1006 nt
Organism: Aedes aegypti (yellow fever mosquito)
Lineage: Eukaryota; Metazoa; Arthropoda; Insecta; Diptera; Culicidae
Gene: Vps28
Product: vacuolar protein sorting-associated protein 28 homolog
Exons: 2
Coding region: 183-815 (210 amino acids)
Biological process (GO): protein transport to vacuole involved in ubiquitin-dependent protein catabolic process via the multivesicular body sorting pathway
Cellular component (GO): ESCRT I complex
Molecular function (GO): protein-containing complex binding
Source: RefSeq, a predicted model, not a curated record